Cladophialophora psammophila CBS 110553 is the source of this 1659-nucleotide messenger RNA. RefSeq lists its product as uncharacterized. NCBI's taxonomy places the organism in Eukaryota, Fungi, Ascomycota, Eurotiomycetes, Chaetothyriales, Herpotrichiellaceae. Bases 1 to 1659 code for a protein of 552 amino acids. The record is from RefSeq and is a predicted model, not a curated record. The transcript has a single exon.
AUGUCGAAACGCGUUGGGAAACACGUUCUGAGAGCGAUAUUGCGGAAGAUUAGUGUGCCUCUGCGGCGUUGUCUGAGGAGGAAGAAAGCGUCCACCAGUCCAGAGCGGACAGUCGAUUUGGCCCAGGCCGGCGAGGUCUUUACCCAGGAUAACACGGUCGCUACUCAGGAUGACAACGUCUCUACAGAGACCCAAGCCCCUCAGCCGCCUGAACACUUGCUCGAAGUUCACAGAGUCGCAUUAGGCAAUGUGAAGAAACACGAAGUAACAGUCCUGGAGGCCGAUUACUUUCCAGAGCAACAUGGGGUUAUAUUUGGCGAUCCAGAAGCGAAUGCGAUAGACGUCCAAAUCCCUGAUGGUGUCACCGUGGGUACUGGAUCAUCGAUAACCGAAGCAGAGAACGAGCGGACACCGGUCGAGAUUGCGGAGGGUGAUCAAUCUGUCCAAACAACCGCCGGCAGCAACAUGCCGGUCGAAGGAGCGCAAGACUCCCCACAGCAACAGGUUGCGGUAGAUGAUAACUUGAACGGCCCUGGCGCAUCAAUCCGAGAGGAUUCACCAUUGGGGCAGCAACAUGCUCCUGUUAAGCAGAGACAAAAACAUGUCAGAUUUGACUCAAGGCGCAACCAAAUUUUUGUGUUUGAGAGUCAGAAGUCCAUUGUUGAAGAGCUUAACCGACAGCUCCCAGUGCAGGCGCCUUCACUCUCCCAGCAUGUGCCCACAGGGCGAAGGGUCGAGGGCUGCAAUCCAAGUUUCAGCAGAGUUGACGCACAACAACGUAUGCUCUUUCUGAUGUAUGGGGUUCAAACAAGACAAGAUGAUACCUAUCGGCCGUAUUUCGAUCGUCAAUUUGAUAUGAUAUUUGGGGGCCAAAGAGAUCAAGAAGACAUGAAUCGGCCGUACACAGACACAGGGAGACAAUGGCCAUCAUUUGAUGAACGAACGCGAAGAUGCAGACUGUGGGAUGACUCAGCACCAGUCCACAUCGAGUUCAACCAAGUUCUGACCCCCAAAGCUCCAAAGAAGCCGACAAAGGGGCUUUCCACCGCAAGACAACUCGGCCUCUCGGGUAUCUUCGACCAAGCAAUAGAAUGCGAAUCGCUUGUGGAACAAGCUUCCAUGCACCUAGCAUGUGUCUGCCAGAUCCAGCGAUGGCCGAAUGCUCAUAGAGCUUACAGAUAUGGUCUUGACGACGCAGCUUGCCGGCUUCCUUUCAUCGUGAUGGAAUACUAUUUUAGUGGCUUCACGUACACCGGCAGUCUCGAACUAGUUCUUGGGAUUUGUCCCGUCAGUCAUAACCGAGCUGCUAUGAGAUAUGAGUCCUCGAUUCGCUUACAUACUGCAGGUCAUUUCGUCGUCCGAAAAGCGGAAGUUGGGGCAGGAUCCUCAGUCACGCGAGGAUGCCGAGCAAUCCAAAUACCUUAUUCCAAUUGCGCCAGACGGGCCGAACCCAAAGGCAAGCCCAAACAAGAUGUGGUUGGAGAGGCGGCGGCAGUUCAACCAGGCCUGCUGGAUCGACACAACCAGAGUGUAUUAUGUACCGGCCGAUCUUCUCCACGAGAGCAAGUCGUCAGGCGUACGGCUCUCGAAGGAAUCAUGGGAAAGGGUGAGAGAGGAGCUGUCCAUAGGCACGUUGGCAGACGAGGAAGCCCGGUUUGA